Rhopalosiphum maidis (corn leaf aphid) is the source of this 2848-nucleotide messenger RNA. It is a transcript of the gene CenB1A, whose product is annotated as arf-GAP with coiled-coil, ANK repeat and PH domain-containing protein 3. Lineage: Eukaryota; Metazoa; Arthropoda; Insecta; Hemiptera; Aphididae. Bases 386 to 2614 code for a protein of 742 amino acids. Gene Ontology annotation, cellular component: cytoplasm. Gene Ontology annotation, molecular function: protein binding; GTPase activator activity. The transcript is spliced from 15 exons. The record is from RefSeq and is a predicted model, not a curated record.
CGUAGUCAGUAGUCACCAGUCACCACUCACUACUCGGUGCUCUCGGUACCUGCUCGUCGCUCGCCGUCGCCUAGCUGCUGGUCGCUGUGGUGUCUGCGCGGUGUCCUAUCGCGUGUGCGCGCGCGCGCGUGUGUGUGUGUUUGGGUGACGCGCCCGUUAUCUAUUAGUUCCCUAUACCCGCGGUCCGUUCUCUAGUAGUCGCCGCCACCUGCAGUGCAGUGGCCGGACGCGAUAUCGCUGUAAUCCUUUGGCGGCGUUUUCCGCUUUUCGCCGUUCUCCCCGUCGCUUUCCGCGACUACGGACCCACCCACCCACCCGACGACGACGAUUAACGAUGACGCUGUAUUAAGUGUUUCAACGCUGCCGAGACAGGAAAUCCGUCACCAUGCAGACCAUUUCGGUGAGCAAUUGCCUGCAGGACUCGCCCAAGUUCAGGACACAACUUGAUCGCCAUGAGUCUAAUAUUGAUUUACUGGAACAUAGGUUAGAAAAGGUUGUAAAAGUAUACAGUCUUAUGAUUGAUUCUGGAAAGACAUAUGUAAGCCAACAAUCAUUAUUUGCAAAUAGCUUGUGGGAAAUGGGACUCUGUUUCCGUGAUGACACAUCAUCAACUAAAAAUUUAAAUAAAAUAAUUCAUGCUCUUCAAGAAAUGAAUAAAUUUUUAACAACAUUCCUGGAUCAGGCAUCGAGAACGGUUUUGAACAAUUUAACAGUAUUUGUCAAAGAAGAUAUUAAAGCAAGCAAAGAAUCCAAGCAUGUAUUUGAAAAGGCAACAUAUGAACUUGACGCUGCUUUGUUAAGGAACUCUCAGGUAUUAAAAUCUCGUCCACAAGAAGCAGAUGAAGUACUAAGUCAAGUUGCAUCAGCAAGAAGUUCUUUUCGUCAUGCUGCCUUAGAUCAUGUGCAUUGUAUUACUAUGCUUUUAACUAGGAAAAAACCUGAAAUAUUUUCAACAUUGUUAUCUUAUAUCCAAGCAUGGGGUACAUAUUUUCAUCAAGGUUUCACUCUAACUGAAGACUUGCAAGAUUUUAUUCAGAGUCUGAACAAAGAGGUAGUUGUAAUGACAGCUGAAGCAGCUGAAAUGGAAAAUCAACUCAGUGAACAUCACAAAUUGGUCGACAGGUUCAGAAUUGAUGUCAAUGAUACGGUUAUGGUGAAUGGUGAUUGUGAAAAUGGUGCCAAGGGAAAUGAUGUGAUACGCAUUGAAGGCUACCUGUACAAGCGGACAAGUAAUGCUUUCAAAACAUGGAAUAGACGAUGGUUUUACUUAAAGAAUAAUCAGUUGGCUUAUAGUAAAAGAAAUGGUGAAAAUUUAUUUACUGUUAUGGAAGAUGAUUUAGGAAUUUGUUCUGUGAAGCCAGCAUAUGAUGCAGAAAGAAGAUUUUGUUUUGAAGUCUUAUCUCCAUCUAAAAGUCACAUUUUGCAAGCUGAUUCUGAGUAUGUAUACAAGUUAUGGAUAGAAACUAUUCAACAAGGUAUUGAAAAUGCAAUACGUAAUCGUCCCCAACAAAAACUUAAUCAAGAUGAUGAUGGUUCAAGUGAAAAUUUUCCAACUCCAAAAAUUAAAAAGUCUAAGACGUUAGAUGUGCUUGUUAAAAUUCCUGGUAAUGAAAAAUGUUGUGAUUGUAAAGCACCAAAUCCAGAUUGGGCCAGCAUAAACUUGGGUAUUACAUUAUGUAUUGAAUGUUCUGGUGUACAUCGUAGUCUUGGUGUUCAUUAUAGUAAAGUUCGUUCAUUAACACUUGAUGACUGGGAACCAGAGAUUUUGAAAGUUUUGGCUGAAGUUGGAAACUCUGUGGUCAAUGAGGUGUAUGAAUAUAAUGUUCCUGAUACGGUUGUACGUGCUUCUGCAAAAUGUCUUGGCCCAAUUCGUGAACAAUGGAUUCGAAAUAAGUAUGUUGAUCGCUUAUUUGUGAAACCAAUACCUAAUAAUGAAUUGGUAUUGGAAGAAUAUAAUACAAGAAAGUGGAGUGUUCGCAAAGUAAGACGACGAGGAACCCAAUCUGCAAUAAAAAAUGAGAAAAAAGAUAAUGUGAUGGUAAUUGGUGGCAAUACUAAAAGCAUAUCUUUAGAUGUUAUAAGUAGCGAUGACGAUUCUACAGUUAGUGAUGAUGGAACAGAUGUUGUAGAAGAAGAUAUAUCUACAUUGAGGCCAGAUAUGCUACUUUAUCGAGCUGCAGCAGCGCAUAAUCUACCAGUAAUGUGUCAUGCAAUAGCAACAGGAGCAGAUAGAAAUUGGAAAAAUCCAAAUGAUAAUGGACGGACCUCACUCUUUCAAGCUAUACUCAGUGGUUCUGUGAUGGCUUGUGAGUAUUUGAUACUUAAUGCAGCUGACAUCAACAUUCAAGAUGAUCAUGGCCAAACUCCUCUAUUUUUUGCUACACAAUUAGGUCAUACAGCACAAGUAUGUCUUCUUUUGAAACAUAAAGCAAAUCAAUAUCUUAGGGAUAAUGAUAAUAUUGAACCGCUAGAAGUAGCUACAAAACAGGCCAAUGCAAAUAUAGUAACUUUACUCAAAAUCAGUCGCCUGAAUGAUCAGUCUGAAAUUCCAGAAUCUUUCAAAGAUGCAGUACGUGAUUUCACACAACUUACAUUCAGCCCUUUACAUAAAUGAUUAUUGAACAAACAUAAGCUUUAAAAAUAUCGCUAUACUUUACUCUACAAGACUUCUGUGGUUUUCUAUUUAAGUAUAACCCUUUUAGAUUUAUUAAGACUUUAUGUUGAUGAACAAAAUACUAUCGAAUACUUUAUUAUAUUUAUGUUUAAGUGUUUUUUGCCUAAUGUUGUUUUAAUAAUUUUUUUUAUUUUUAAAUACUUCUAUUAGAGUUACCUUAUAUUAUUAUGUUAU